UUCUCAUUCAAUGUAAUACCCCUCUUCUAAUUAAUCUUCUGAAGUGUGAGAGUUUGGUUCUGAAGGUCCCUAUAUAUUGUGUGUGGCAUACAUAUAUAUAUAUAUAAUAGUAGCAUCGAGUCCCCGCAGUACAUGAGAAUAAACAGAUGAAGGCUUUACAUAUUGCUAGCUCCCAUAGAGCGAAUCGGCUGAUGUAGGCGAGGUGGUGGUGUUGAACAGCUGAUGUAGGUGAGGUGGUGGUGUUGAAGGUUAUGGUGUCGGUGAGGUAUAGUGUUGAAGGGCUGAUGUCGGUGAGGUGGUGUUGAAGGGUGGUGUUGGUGUCGGUGAGUUGGUGGAGUUGAAGGGUACUUAGUGUUGGUGUCGGCGGGGCGGUGGCGGUGUCGGUGUCAGUGAGGUGUAUGAUAGGGAUAACUGGAUAUGGUGUCGGUGAGAAUAAGUUUUUUUUUGGUUUCGGUAAUGAUGGGGAGUAUUACAACAGACAUAUGACAUUUUAGAGUGUUAAUGUAAACAAGUGCAUUAGUUAAGUAAUAGCGACCCAAACAUUACAGUGUGCCUAUAUAAUUUAUCAAAUAUAAAGUUAUGAAAAUAAAUUUCCAUAUAUAAUUUACCAAAUAUAAAAUUGUGAAAAUAAAUUUCCAGGCACAAUCUUUUUUUUAGUGGUCAGAGAAUAGACUCAUCCAUUAAUCUAAGACACGGUAUUUUUAUCAGGUCACUCACUCAGUACAAACUCACUCGCUCGGUUCACAACAUCAAAGACGGAUAUCACGCAUCGCCGGACUGAAUCUCCUCAUCCACUUCCAUUGCCUCUCUCAAAGUUCUCGCCGAUCAAUUCCGGAGAACAAUCAGGCUUUGAAAUUGGCUUCAAAAUGCAAUAGAAAGUCUAUGUUGCCUCUCAGUUCCACCAUUAAAUCAAAUCUUCAAACUUCUCCAGCUUCCUCUACUUAGCAGAUCCACUUCGUCACCUAUCCACAAAUUCUUCUUUUCCAGAGAACCGAAUCUGGAGAGAGAUGACGGCGAUGGUUGAAAGAAUUUAUGGUGCAAAAGUUCGUGUAUUGGAGUGGAAGGAGGACUACUUUUCCGGCAAUAAGGUUUCCGAAUCCGAAGCAGUGUUCAUACUCCGUGCAUAUACUGGUACUGGUGGUGUUGAGGAAGUCACUGAAUUCCCAGUUAAGGACGUCCAUGUUUUCAGAUUCAACCUCCAUCACUUACUAUCUCCACACUCCUUACAGUCAUUCUUCGAUUGCCCCAUUCUAUCCACACCAGUUUUCUUAGAAGACGGUAAUGCCCGUGCUUUAUCAGACACUAUCUUUACCUACCUUGCUUGUAAUUAUCAGUUUACCAGCAAGCUAAACUCGUUUCUCUUGAGAAAGUCCAAGAUCGUCGUCAUCGUUGUAGAUGUUUUUCUGGAGAGAUUUGUGGACAACACCAUAAUUGAGGAGGGCUUUUAUUUGGAGUUACCAAGGAAUGACGAUUAUUUGGAUAUUCUAAGCACGUUAAGGUCUUAUUUACAUAUUGAACCAACUCCGACCCAUGAACCUGCAGAUGUUUUGAAAGAAAUUGAGGGUGCAGUGAAGGUCAACAGAGUGAUUGAUGGUCAAAGAUCACCGGCAGAUAAGUGUCGGAUAUGUCUGCAGGGGUUCUUGAUGGGGACAGAUGUUGCAACAACGCCAUGUUCGCAUGUAUUUCAUAGUAAUUGCAUCUUCGAGUGGUUGCCACAAACCAAUUCCUGCCCCGUUUGUGAAUCAGUUUGCGGUACUGUAAUUCAUAUAUAAUUAAUUUCUGUUUUUAUGUCUUUGAUAGUUCUCAUUCAAUGUAAUACCCCUCGCUCUUCUAAUUAAUCUUCUGAUUCAAGUGUGAGAGUUUGGUUCGGAGGGUCCCUAUAUAUUGUGUGUGGUAUUUAUAUGUAUAUAUAAUAGUAGCAUUGAGUCCCCGUGGUACAUGAGAAUAAACAGA
This is a messenger RNA of Cornus florida, 1953 nucleotides long. RefSeq lists its product as uncharacterized. The coding region runs from base 1008 to 1772 and encodes 254 amino acids. Lineage: Eukaryota; Viridiplantae; Streptophyta; Magnoliopsida; Cornales; Cornaceae. The transcript is spliced from 4 exons. The record is from RefSeq and is a predicted model, not a curated record.